UUCUCAUGUAACGAAAUCGAAAGUAGAAAGUUACCGGGUGACAUAGAAGAUAGCCUACUGAAGGAGGUGAGCAAAUAAUGGAGGGAGGUGUGUCUUUCUGUGGCUGGAAAGCUGUUAAAGACCGCACUAAGUCUCUGUCUGAGAACCAGGAACCGAAGUCAGGCCGUGAAUAUACAAUGUUCCACGGCACGCAUUUGAAAAACGCCGAGACCAUCAUUAAUGAAGGAUUUGAACCCUCUAUAGAUGGAAUGUUGGGCCCCGGGGUUUAUGUCAGUCGUAACAUUGCGAAAGCCAAAUGUUACCCGCAUAAAACCGACAAGAACGACAAAGUCGUUUUCAAACUGAGGGUGCGUGCUGGAAAAGUGAAGAAAAUAGACUGUGACAAUCAUCCUCUUCAGCAAACGUGGCACAGCAACGGGUACGACUGCGCGUGGGUUCCGCCAAAAAGCAACAUCUCCGCCAUCAAGUCUGGUCGCGAGGAGGACUGCGUGUGGGACCCCAAGCGCAUCAGUGUGGUUGACGUGGCGUGCUGUGUGGAUGACGCUAAACGCUGGGAGCUUCGACGGAUGAUUCGCAGUAAGCUGAAAACCGGAGGCUGCAGUCUUUGCCAUCUCGACGCUUCUGAUGGCCAUGAUGUUCAGCCGUGCUGGGAAUGCCAGGAAGACAUCUGCCCCUUUCAGGGAAAACACAUGUGUAAAAGAAAGUUAAGAGAAAGAGACACAAUGUAGCCUAUCACCCUGUAUCUUUCAGAUUAUAUGUUUAUGACUUCUGUGUUGGGUUGUACGUCCGUAUGAGUUUUAUUUCAUGUAGACUAAAUGCUAUUUGUGUAAUUUAUCUCUCUGUUGUGUGUAAUCGUGUUAAUAGAUGUUUCAUUAUCAUUAAAAAAUUCAUUAUUUCACAUUA
Sinocyclocheilus rhinocerous is the source of this 903-nucleotide messenger RNA. RefSeq lists its product as uncharacterized. Bases 78 to 728 code for a protein of 216 amino acids. Gene Ontology annotation, cellular component: cytoplasm. Gene Ontology annotation, molecular function: NAD+ poly-ADP-ribosyltransferase activity. The record is from RefSeq and is a predicted model, not a curated record. Lineage: Eukaryota; Metazoa; Chordata; Actinopteri; Cypriniformes; Cyprinidae. The transcript has 2 exons.